ACGUACACAAUGUGGAACAAUGUACAUUCAUGUCUGUUUACAAAAUCGUUAUAACAAUUUCAUAAAUAUAGUGCGUUAUAUGCAGCCAAAAAUUGUGGCGGAUGGUAAAGCACGUGACGACGGUCAACCCAGGGAUCGCAGACUGCCACCCCGUGUAACCGGAGUUUGACGCAGCACAAUCCGACGCCACCAUGCAACGUUCCGCGCGCUCCAUCAACUCCCGUAUCUUCGCGCUGGCCGCUCUGAACAUGGGGUUCGGUAUGAUUAGCUCGUCAUUCGGAUUUUACUAUGUAAAGGUUUUCCUGAAUAUCUACCAUAUACAAGAGGGAUGGUUUCAGGUUGCCCAGACGUUGUUUCUCAUUUGGAACGCUAUCAAUGACCCGUUGUUUGCCUACCUUCAGGACAGUACAAACUUCCGGUUCACAAAGACACGGCGGGAAAGUGUGUUGUACGCCGCACCGCUCUUUGCUCUGUCUUAUCUUGUGCCGUGGUUCUCCUGGGGAGACCCGGUCACUAUGGCUCCCUGGGUGACGGGCAUGCACCUGAUCGUGGCCCUCUGCUUCUGGGACACAAUGUUCACGUAUGUCGGCCUGGCCGCCUGCUGCCUUUUUACCGAGAUAUCCAAGGAUGAGAACGAGAGACUGCGAAUGGUGAAGUACGGCCAGAUCGGAAGUGUGCUGGGUUCGUCCAGUAUCCUCAUUCUCCAGUACAUGUCUGACCAGCUAGAGAACUUUCAGGCUUUUCAGAAUACCUGCAUCGUGAUAGCGAUUAUAAGUUGUUUGCUGAUGCGAUAUUGUGGUAAACACGCCCACACUGCUCAAGAUAUCGAGCACCAAGACCAAGUUCAGAAAGGGAACACACCUGAAUUGAAAUCACAGGAGUUUUCAUACUUUAUGUUAUCGAAGCAAAUCAUGUUAAACAGGGACUUUCUGGCAUUUGUGGUGACGAACUUUUUCCAAGAAUUUCACCGUACAUUCCUAUCGAACUUCUUCGCCAUAUUCUGCGACCAACUCAUUGCUAAUGGUGCCAUUUCACCGUUUGUCCGCAGUGUCUUCUAUGGGACGCACGGAACGUUGGCGCAGCUGUUGACGAUACUGGGUACGCCGGUUGUGAGGCGGUUUGGGUACUUCCGGCUGAUCCGGACAAGCCAGGUGUUGAGUAUGGUGCUGGGCCUCGCCUUCCUCAUCCUGGGGCCCAUCAACCACUGGUGUAUCAUGGCGUUCUUGCUCAUUGAUUAUUGCCUGGCGAACAGUGUGUACGGACUAUUCAACCUCCCCCUCUCAGACAUCGCCGACAAAGAUCUCGUGCGCUACGGACGCAGACACCCAGUGACGUCAAUGGUAUUUGGCAGCAACGCGCUCGUGGUGAAGCCCGCCAUUUCUCUAUCGCCGAUGUUUGUCGUCUGGAUGCUGAACAAGUACGGCUACGAACAGCUGAACAAGGACUCGCUGGGACCAGCGGAGACGGCGUCCCUGCACCAUAUCAUGUUCCUGCUGCUGUGUAUGUAUCCGCUCGUGCUCGGGUGUAUCCAGUUCGUGGCCUGGUCAUUCUAUUCCAUCAGGGAGAAGAAAUCUGUUGAUGUGACUCUGCUGAUAAGUGGGAAAGAGUCUCUGUGAUUUUCACGAUAUAAACACUUCGCUAUGUGCUAUUUAAGCUUGUCUGAUUUUCGGAAACAAAGCGGAAUAAUAAGAAGAGUUCUAUAGCUGUGACAAUAAUUGUCGGCGUCGUUAUGGUGCACAAACAAUUUUUUAUAAACCGUAAAGAUAGUGGAGGAUGUCAAGCCCCCAAGCCCCACCAACACCACCACCACACCCACCACACACCCCACCUUUUGGUACGCCAGAUUCCUGCCCGUUAUUUUAGGUAGUCUUGAUGUCGAGGCCAAGUAUGCUGUAUUUUACUAUUACAUGUAUAGCUAAGUAGAUUCGAAUUCCGUAGACGUAACGUCAAAAGGUUAGGCUUACAAGUGUAACGCUCAAACGGCGUUUUUGACGUCAACGUAAAUAAAAAAAUGUUUAGUGCAGUGUAUGUAUGUAUUUUUUGAUCAGUUGGCGGUAUAACUAUUAAACAAAUGAUGAGUAUUUAAAAUCGCAAAAAUUAUGAAACAGUUAUUGACCACUGAAACAUGAUCAUGCAUACAUCAAAUGUACAAUACACGACUAAUACGUUUUACCUAUUCUAUAUUUUCCAGAUAUGAAAUUUGUGAAAUGAAAAAAAUAACAAUCAUAGACUGUGUGUACAGUAUAUAUAAUUGGUGAAACCACGGACCACUGGUUUAUAGGUCCGUGGUGAAACGUACUGGUGUAAAAAUGACUUACAUUGCCAUAUAGAAAUAUUUGGUCAGAUUAUUAAAUAUUUUACUGUUAUUUUGAAGAAUAAUACUUUGAGCCAGAAAUUGACAUCUUAUAUAAAUAUGAUCCAAUGGUGCAACGGCGAGAUUUUGUAGUUGUACUGUUAACCCCCAAUUAAUGAUUAGAAAUAUACUGUAUCCAGAUGAACAGACGUCUAAAGAGAAGCUAUUUAACUACCAUUUUGAGAAAGUUUGGCGUUGAACUACUUGAAUUUGAUGUUGUUGGAUAUUCUGAAGACAUAGAAAAUAAAAAAAUAAAAGCCCUAGCUAGUGUAUAAGUUACUACAAUUCUUUAAGAUGAUGUCAGAAAAUAGGCUCAUAAAAUAUGAACGUCAGCUUUCUUUCUAGAAGAACGUCCGUUGUUAUUGAAAGCAAACAAAAAUGAAGACCAUUUUAAUGUUUGACUUAUGUACUUUCAGACCAUACUUUUAUUAAUGAAACAUGGUUAAAUUGGUUACUUAAUUUUGAGCUUUCAUCGUCGCAAAUUUAUUGUACGCGUAAUCUUCAUAAAUUGACAGAAAACGGCGUUCAUAAAAAUGACGUACUACUCCGCGCUAGUUCAGUAUACAUUGAUAAAAAUGCAGUGAACAAUCCUAACUUAAUUGACACUUAACUCGUAUGUUAGGAUUUGAUAGCAUCUUGCAGAAACAAACUACAAUCGCAAUCUUUUUUCCACCCUGAUACUGAAACUCUGUACACAUGUUGAUAAUGUGACCAACAAGUCCCAGCACUCAACAUAAACUAUUUCUGAACUUUGACCUGUGACCUGUGGUGCUGUGUUAAUUUGUAAAUUAGUGGCCGCCUUGAAACUCAGGCCCCAGUUUCACAGAAAUGCUCAACAUGUUAAUAAUGUAUGCAUAGCAUUGUGUGAAUUCUUCUGUUCACAGUUCUACUCGGUUGUUGAUUUCUGAUGAAUUAUGUUGAUAUUUUAUUUCAGCUACAGUGCCAUGCUUUUUACUUUGUUUUCAAGAUUUUGCUACGUUAUAUUUAUGUAAAGUUAAUUCGAAAUAAACUGUGUGUUUUCA
This is a messenger RNA of Mya arenaria, 3375 nucleotides long. Its product is annotated as transmembrane protein 180-like. Bases 192 to 1616 code for a protein of 474 amino acids. The record is from RefSeq and is a predicted model, not a curated record. NCBI's taxonomy places the organism in Eukaryota, Metazoa, Mollusca, Bivalvia, Myida, Myidae. The transcript is spliced from 5 exons.